AUGCUAUUUGUUAGCCUUGCUUUAAUUUUUCUGUUAGCAAAAUGCUCCAAAAGUGAUUGCGCCGGUGGCCCGGAUGACUUUUGUGAUCCAGUUUCACCAUUGCCUGAUCACCGAUGGGGAACAAUCAAGGGAUCAACGGAUCGAUCCCGUGACUCAAUCAAUGAGAAGAUGGCCGGAUUAGGGAGAAUUACGUCGGGCGAUAAAAACCCUGAUGUCGAUCAACCAUUGGCAAUGGCGGCCGGUAUGGAAAAGAUAAAGGAAAAUGGAGUUUUGGAUGUGCCGAAAUUGGACCUUGACGGCAAAAAGGAGAAACCUGAAAAUGAAAGCCCGCCAAGCAAAGUUGCAAGGAUCAACAACAACAGAACCUCAGCCUCCUAUAGUCCUGGAUCUUCUCAUGACGGUUCACCAACAAGUGGCGCAGUUAUUUUGGGCAUCAACACCGACAAGCCAAGUGCUUCUAGUGGUUCGGUUAUAGGUGAAGAAGUCGUGCAAACCCCGCCCCCAUCGCCAACUCAAAAGGAUCAAGUAGCUAAACCAAGUUUGUUUUCAUUGGCACAAGUCACCUCAAAGUUGGGCGAUUUGUGGACAUCUGCAAGGGAACAAAUUUUUGGUGAAGACUAUUGGAUUCCAUCGGAUCCACAUGAAGUUGUCGCCUUUCCAUCAGAGCUCUUGCUGGCGCAUAAGAUCAUCUUUCCCCAAGAUGAGGAUUCAAUGCUGCGAAUUGUGAAGGGAAGUCUGAAGAACGAUCCAAGCACACCAAUCUUUCACGUGGUCUUUCAGAAAGAAAAGCACAAAUUUGCCUAUAGUUUAUUUCGUUGCAAAGGAGAAAGCUCACAAGAUGACGCGUUUGAUUUGUGCAGGCGGUGUCUUGAGUGUCAAAUGUUAUUCUCAAUCAUAGAUGACAAAGAUCCUCGAGCGACAAUGAGAGAAGUGAUCAACAAACUACGAGAGAAUCCCUUGUGGAGAAUGAUUCACGUGGCUAUUGCUUGUAAUCGAGAAGAUAUUUUCACAGAGGAAAACAUCGACUUUUUGAAUAAAAAUGGAGUACCAUUCGAAAAACAAAUGCUUCAAGUUCUGCAAAACGAUGGAAAAUAUCCUUUGCUGAUGGCGGUUUCGAUGAAUCGAUUGGGAAUAGUGAAACGGAUGUUGCAACUUGGAGCCGAUCCGACUGUUCGUGAUGUGAACUUGAACAAUGUGUUGCACAUUGCUGCCUUGACAGGAGCUCCAAUGUUAGAGCUUCUCUGGGAAUUCGAUCCAGUGCAUGGGCUUCUCAACAAUAUCAACCAAGAUGGAUGCACUCCUGUCACUUUAGCGAUUAGGAAUGUGAAUCCCAGAUGUGUCACUUCACUCCGCCGUUUUGGGGCUGAUUUCACAAUAGCCGCUGCUGGAAGAAAUGCUCUAUUUGAAGCAAUGAUGAACAAAGGAAAGGAUAGUGUGAUCAUCCGGACAAUUCUCGAGUCUUCGCCAAGUCUCUUGAAUGAAGUUGAUUCGUCGGGCAACACGGCACUUCACAUUGCUAUGUACAAAACGCCUUUGAUGUCCUUAUUGCUGCUAAAAAGUGCCGAGCUGGAUCUCAACAAGAAAAACAAUGCUGGCCAAACGCCACUCCACUUGUACACAUAUCGGGGUGACAUUGGAUUGAUGAUAACUUUGGCUUCAUAUUGUUGUGAUAUCAACGCCCAAGAUGCCACUGGAAAUACUCCACUUCAUAUUGCUGUCAGCAAGAAAAACCUCGAAGCAACGCGACUGCUACUUUGUCUUGGAGCUGAUCCAAACAUCCGAAACAACCACGACGAUUCACCUCGACAUUUGGCGGCUCGUUUGAGACAAGCUGACGUUCUGAAAGCACUCAUCCUAUGCGGCGCAGAGAGGUGUGGGGCAAAAAAGACCGGCUGUGUGAGUGGAUGCGUGAUCGAAAAGAUGGCUCCAUUGCUGAGAUCAAACACCGAUGAUUUCGCCUCCCCAAGACCUGGCCAGUUGACUGAUCAACCAAACCCAUUAAAUUAUGCGGCACCCCUUGAAGAGCAUCGAAUAAAAGAUCAUAUGCAGAAGAUAUUCUACGAUAAGCUGUGCACUCAUCUUCAAAAUUUGAUUGAUCGAGGAGAACGGCCGAGGAAUAUGGUUAACUUGUUAUCUCUGGACGGUGGAGGAAUUAGAGGAUUGGUCAUCAUACAGACACUAAUGGCUCUUGAAGAGGUGAUGGGCGAAUCGGUGUAUCCAUAUUUUGAUUGGGUUGCCGGGACUUCAACAGGAGCUCUAGUUGCCACAGCACUUGCGCAAGGAAAGUCUCUUCGAGAUUGUCAGCACAUCUACCUGCGAUUUAAAGAUUUGGUGUUUGAUGGAUGGACACGACCCUACAAUUCGGCUCUUCUCGAACAGUUCAUGAAAGAACAAAUCGGAGAAGGAAAUAUGGCUGAUCUCAAGGAUCCAAGGAUAAUGAUCUCAACAGUGAAAGCCGAUUUCUUUCCUGUGAAGGUUGAAUUCAUGCGAAACUAUCGAUUGCCGAUCUCAGACAAAGAGAACCUGGAAUUGGGAUUUGAAGAACCAUCAGCUUUAGAUAUUCCAACUUGGAAGGCUCUUCGACGGACAUCAGCCGCUCCUAUGUUUUUCUCACCUGUUGAUGACAAAUAUAUUGAUGGAGGCAUCAUUUCCAACAACCCAGCAUUGGAUUUAUUAGCCGAAGUUCAACUUUACAAUGGCACAAAUGUUUAUUUGAAUCGACCCCACGAUAAAGUUGAGAUCGGUUGUAUGCUUUCAUUGGGAACAGGACAAAUACCUUUGAGCCCGCUCGAUCCACUACAUGUAGAAAUCACAAAUCCCCUAUCGUCCACAUUUGCUUUGAAGAAUCUGGGGUUGAUUCUAGUUGAUCAGGUAACCGCGACAGAAGGAGCUCCAGUCGACCGUUCUCGUUCUUGGUGUUCUUCAAUUGGCGUUCCAUUCUUCCGACUCUCAGCUCCAUUGCACAAAGAUAUUUCCCUUGGUUGUAAAGAUGAUCACGAUAUUGCGCAUAUGAUGUGGGAUUGUGUUGAGUACACUUAUCAACAAAGGCCAUACUUGGAGAGGAUGUGUAAAAUGUUGAAGCUAUUAGGAAGACGCGACGCUCGAGGGGUUCAAUUCAACAAUGGUCGCACGCAUAACAUUCAGACACAAACCUCUAACCCUUCUACGCCAUCUGGAUCUAUU
This is a messenger RNA of Mesorhabditis belari, 3183 nucleotides long. The record is from the annotation of a GenBank genome assembly. Lineage: Eukaryota; Metazoa; Nematoda; Chromadorea; Rhabditida; Rhabditidae.